UAAUACCACAACGCUGUGCACUGCAAGCAAUUGAGGAGAUCUCAGUGAUGACAUCAUCGGCGCGUUUUCAGCUCGGAUCCUAGCCCUGCCGCGUUGCCAUGGCAACAGGAAGGAAAGGCUCCACCUCCAAAGGCGCGGUGCAUUUCCCCGAUGACGAUGAGCCCCCGGGAUCCCCGACCCGUCGAGAUGACCAGUCAAACCCCUCCACCAUCAUCGCUAUUCGAGAAAAGGACGGCAGCUACCUGGUCAAGGCUGGUUUCCUAAGAAGCCACCACUGUUAUCAGGUGGUCUUCACCGUCCCUGAUGUGCCCACGCUGGGCCGAGAGCUCUGCUGCCUCCCCUGCUCCACCACCAGCAGCCUCAGGGUCAACCACAUUACCUCCACACUGGAUGGAGGAGUAAAAGUGACGUGUGAGUACAGGACUCGCCAGGAAGCAGUGCUGCAAGAGGAGAUCACCCUGGUAACCAGAGGAAAGAGAGACUGCAGUCUGAAGGUCAAACUACAGGCCAGGAUCAUUGACCCUCACCACGGGACCCCCAUGCUGCUGGAGGGAGUGAGGUGUAUCGGGACCAAGAAACCGGUCCAGGCAAAACACAGCGGCGACCACAAGAAGAUAUGAUAUGGGGGGGGGGGGGCGUGUGUCUGCACGAAACGAUGUUAUUCAGAGACAUGGCAGGAGUCUGUCUGUAGGUGGCACUAUUUAAAUUUCAAGUUCCCUACCCAACAGUUAUUUUGGUGAAUGACCUGAUUUGUGUGUGUGUGCGUGCGUGCGCGAGGUUUACAGUCAACAAAUGAACUACAAGAUAUAAAGCCAACUGUGUGCAAAACCAAUCAGUCUAAGCCAUAACCUGGAAAAGUGAAAUAUCAAUAAUCAGUCUUUGAUUCAGGAACACACACACACAACACAACAGUUGAC
Messenger RNA from Lampris incognitus (smalleye Pacific opah), 917 nucleotides. RefSeq names its product adipose-secreted signaling protein homolog. The transcript has 6 exons. The record is from RefSeq and is a predicted model, not a curated record. Bases 99 to 620 code for a protein of 173 amino acids. Lineage: Eukaryota; Metazoa; Chordata; Actinopteri; Lampriformes; Lampridae.